Paramormyrops kingsleyae is the source of this 2880-nucleotide messenger RNA. RefSeq names its product rho-related GTP-binding protein RhoG-like. Gene Ontology annotation, biological process: small GTPase-mediated signal transduction. Gene Ontology annotation, molecular function: GTP binding; GTPase activity. NCBI's taxonomy places the organism in Eukaryota, Metazoa, Chordata, Actinopteri, Osteoglossiformes, Mormyridae. The record is from RefSeq and is a predicted model, not a curated record.
ACUUCCUCUUUGAGAAUUACAUUUCACUUCCUUCACGGUACAACUGCCGCUGGUGAAUUGUCGUAAGGCACUUGGAGGGAUCUUUAGUCCGUGAUCCGAAGGAGAGAAGGAGACUUCUCGCAGGAGAAAUAUUAUGUUUGAUUGUUGAGGACGCGAAGGGAUCAGAAUGCAGAGCAUUAAGUGUGUGGUGGUGGGAGACGGUGCUGUAGGGAAGACCUGCCUGCUCAUCUCAUACACUACAAACGCAUUCCCCAGGGAGUACAUCCCCACAGUCUUUGACAACUACAGUUCCCAGGUGACUCUGGAUGGCCGGACUAUCAGCCUGAACCUGUGGGACACGGCAGGGCAGGAGGAGUACGAUCGCCUGCGCACGCUGUCCUACCCACAGACCAAUGUCUUUGUUAUCUGCUUCUCCAUCGCCAGUCCACCCUCCUACGAGAAUGUCAAGCACAAAUGGCACCCCGAAGUGACCCAUCACUGCCCCAGCGUCCCCAUUCUGCUGGUGGGCACCAAGAGCGAUUUACGAUCGGAUACCGAUGUGCUGCAAAAGCUGAAGGAGCAGAACCAGACCACCAUCACCCACCAGCAGGGCCAGGCCCUGGCACGGCAAAUCCGUGCCAUUAAGUAUCUUGAGUGCUCUGCCCUCCAUCAGGAUGGCAUCAGGGAGGUCUUUGCUGAGGCAGUGAGGGCUUACCUUAACCCUCAGCCCACCACAACCAAAAAGCCGUGUGUGCUCCUGUAAAACCUCACCAUCAGGUAGCAGGGUGGUUCGGGGUGUGGGCUUGUAAUGUAAAGCUUACAGUUUUGAGUCCCAGACAGACCCCUGCUUUUGUACCUUCAUGAAUGGACUUGAUUUGAUCCAGUGAAAAUAUAAAACUGUAUGAAUGGUUAUUUUUUAUUGCUUUGCAUAAAAUGCCAACUAAGCAACAUGAUAAUAAAUAUUUCUGCUAUUGUGGGACAAUAAAAAAAAUUAAAUUUAAAUUAAUUACAUGAAAAUGGGGAGAUUUAUUUUUGUAGUCAUGCCUUUUGGUGGACUAUUACACACUUAUAUUAUCAUUCUUACACUCUUUGUUACUGCACUAGUCCAGAGCUAAAUUGGUAGUAAAUAGAAGAGGCGCUAUCAUGAAAUGGCUCUGACAGGCAAAGUAAUGAAUGUAGACACUGAAUAAAAAUGGAAUUUGUUGCAGUCUUCUUAGAUCCACAAACUGUACUGUUCUGUGUUCCAGCUACGUUUGUGCUGCAUUUAGGGUAGUGUCGACACUGAAACUUGUUCCUCCAUCUGUUGUUGAGUUGUUGACCACUUCCGCCAGUCCAGUGCUGUGUUGUAAUAUAUGUUGAUUUAACAAAUGCACCUGCACAUUCUCAAUAGAAUUUUUUCAGUCAAAAUCGAUUGCUUUUGUUUGGUUGUUAUCAGGAACACAGAUUUCCUGCUGCUUCACUGUUAAUCUGAAUAAGCCUUGACUUGGAUUGCGUUUCAUAAAUGUGGUAUUCAUUCAUUUGCUGCUUCUUCAUUAGAUGAGCUUGCAGUGCUUGAAGGGUGGGAGUGGAAGUAGUGUAAUGACAGAAGAGAGAUGCCAGAAGAAGCAGCUGUUGUUAGCAUUGCACCUUGUCAAUGAGGGCAUUGAUUUUGAUGAGCAGUGAGAUAUGCCAUCUAUAGAUAAUUCUUGAGAAUGAUUAGCCAAGGACAAUGUAAUGGCUGUGUUCAGCAUCAGAGAAUGACCGAGGAUUCUGUGUCAUAGUCUGUGGAUCACAUGGUCUACAUGCUGGAUUCCUAAGAUCCUACAAUCCUGCUAAUGUUUACAUGUUUUAAGUCAGGCUGAUAUCCCAGGCUCUGGUUCUGAUUAUUUGGGACUGUGAUGUAAUGUUAUUUGCUGUUCCUUCAUUUGUUCCAAGAAAUGUUUUUUUUCCCCUUUCACAUUAUGUGCAAUUGGUUCAAUGUUUUGUUUGUUUAAUAUAAAGUGGUAAUCACUGUUUAAUGUAUUUCCAUCUCCAUCAUGCUCUUUAUGUUAUUGGUCAGUGUUUAAUGGUAGGAUAUUGUGGAUUGAUAGGUACUGGACACACAUGGGGGGAGGUGACCUUUGGGGUUUAUGGCCCGCAUUUUCCAGCAACCUAGACUCAACUCUUAUCAAAUUCAAUUGAUGCACUGGUGAAUUUUCCCAGUAAAGGCCUCCCCGUUGGUUGACUUGAUUUGUCAGGAUUUCAAAACCUUGCCUCAGCUCCAAACACUGUUGGAAAGCUGUAACACAGAGGAAUACUGUAGCAGCCAUGUUUAUUUCUCACAGAUUUCCUUUCUCCCAGUGCCAGUGAGCAAGCAACCUUCUUCCUAAGAGAAACCUAUUUGCUCUGGGUUUGACUAUUUUAGAUGUAUUUGCUUACCAUAUUUUCAAAUGUGGUCAUACCUUUAGUGGGAGGACCCAGAGAAUAGCACCAGUGCAGAGGAUGGAACAAGAGUGACUGAAAUAUUAAAGAAUCCUCAGCCAAAAACCUUGUUGGUGCUCACCGCAACAUCUGAAAAUAAGGGAAGGAAUUUGACCCACUCAGAAAAAGGUGAAGGUCUCUAUGGUGUUUUUUUUCCCAGAAAUGUCGGGUCCUAUCUUUACAACACAUUAUGAUGGAAAAAAUGUGGGAGAGAAUACAAUCCUGAGAAAUAUUUGUAAUGUCUUAUCUUUAAUUGACAAGUAUUUGGACUGAACUGAUACUUCUAUGAGAUAUGUUAGGAAAAAUCCAAAAUAUUAUUGACUGGCAAUAUAAUAUUUGGCAAUACAGUAAAAUAUAGUUAUUUUUAAACUGCUGAUAACAGAAGUUAUCAUAAUGUAUUCCUCUUAAACCUUUUAUUGAACGGAUACCUAGUUCCUAUCAAUAAAUAAUUUUAUCAACCUA